CACUAAUUGGAACAUUUGUAAUCAAGUUCAAGCCAACUGGGAUAAAACAGCACAUAAAAAUGUUACCAGAACACGUAUGGGAAACUGAUAGAAGUUUACUUACCUUGUAAGAUACAACAGAUCUGUCUCCAAGUGUAAACCCAUGCUUUGUGUGAAUGCACUAAUAUUAUUUCAUAUCCAUAAAUUGGUUCCAAAUUUGCAUGAACGAUGUCUUUGGUUGCUUAAACAAUUGGAUUCAAGCCAACAUACAAUAAAUUUUGCAUCCAAAAGGAAGUAUUUAGAAUAAUGGCAGGUGUUAAAAGAAGAAUCUCUUGUAAAAAUUAUUUCGGAAUUUUACAAUACUUCCGCUUGCAAGCAAAUAUAUACUCUCCUUACUAUCAUUUGUGGUGGAAAAUAUAGGCGAAAUAAAAGAAAUGCAGAUGUACACAAUUUAAACACAAGAUGUAAAUAAGACCAUAUGCCAAAUCCUAACCUCACUAAAUAUCAAAAGGAGUACUAUACAGGUGUGUCAACAAGGUGGUACAGGACAUGGAACAGCAUGUUGAUACAGUGCAAGUUCUACCUCGUAGUCUUAAAAGUAAAUUGUUACUAGUUGCCAGUAAGAGAGGCAAACUUACUGUUAAAGGUUUGCAUUGCUUGGUCCAUCCAGAUGUGAAGAUACUUAAUUUGAGUGAAUGCAAUGCAUGUGAUGACUUCAUACAUGCAAUACAUAAAUGCACACAUCUGAAGAAACUUUAUCUGAAUCCAGGAAUGAAACAAAGAGACAUCAGUACAGCAGUUCUGUUGGAUCUCUUUCCAAGCAUUCCAUACUUAUCAGGUUUAUAUCUGCGUCAGUGUCCGACUGUGACAGAUGAAGUGAUGGCUUCCAUUGCCAACAGUUGUCCCUUGCUCACUGAGCUUGAUAUUGGUGGUUGCUCAGCAGUCACUGAUACAUCCCUCAAAUUGUUAAAGAAACUUCAGUACCUUACUUCAUUAAACAUAUCACAUUCACAGGUAAGUGAUAUAGGAAUCUCAGCCCUUGUGCAAGGAGAAUGUCGAAAAUCACUCACAGAACUGCAACUUCAAAACAGUCCAAGGAUAACAGAAGUUGCGAUUGAGGCCAUUGUUCUCCACUGUACUAACAUGAAGGUCCUCAUCUUUCAUGGAUGCCCUAUUUCAGGGCAAUCCCAAAUCUGGAUUAUACUGUGCAUCCAAACUUCAUUAACAGCAGACUACAGGAGGAAGGAACCCUACAGCUUUACAUACAGGCUUACCUGAUCAUACAUAGUUACUUUUGUUUAUAACCUCUAAAUUACUUCAGGCAUCCCAGCUACUCUUUAUCAACUCAUGCUAUAGACUAGAGUAACA
Molecule: messenger RNA, 1347 nt
Organism: Zootermopsis nevadensis
Lineage: Eukaryota; Metazoa; Arthropoda; Insecta; Blattodea; Termopsidae
Product: protein AMN1 homolog
Biological process (GO): SCF-dependent proteasomal ubiquitin-dependent protein catabolic process
Cellular component (GO): SCF ubiquitin ligase complex
Molecular function (GO): protein binding
Source: RefSeq, a predicted model, not a curated record